CUUGGUUGCAGAUCAGACAUGGCUGCGCAGAUGGCGGUAAAUUCAGGAGCCAGUCUGUGGGGUCCUCUGAAAGAGUUAUGGGAAAACGUAGAGGGGGCGAUAUGGAGGAAACAACCAGAGAGUGUUCAUCUUCUGGAUCUACAGUUGAAGAAACACAAGCCCUACUUUCUCUCCUUAUUCAAGAACCCUCCAAAGAGUGCGGAGCAGAGAGAGAAGGUGAGGAAAGCCAGCACAGAGGGGAUUUCUAUUCAGGGCCAGCAGGGAUCAAGGCUUCUCCCUGAGCAGCUCCUCGCAGAGGCCUUUAUCCUCAGUGAUCUUUUUGACAUUGGAGAGCUUGCUGCACUGGAGCUGCUGCUGGCAGGAGAGCACCAGCAACCUCAUUUUCCUGGGCUAACAAGGGGCCUGGUGGCUGUUCUACUCUACUGGGACGGCAAGCGCUGUGUGGCCAACUCUCUACGCUCCCUCAUCCAGUCCCGUCAUGGCAAGACUUUCACUCUUGACCUUAGUGCGGAUUUGGUCAAUCUUACCACACGCUUUACAGAUGAGCUGAUGGCUCAGGGUUUGACUAAGCAAAUCCUAAACCUGGUUUCAGACAUUAGUGUCACACGUGAGUUUGAAAGGCUGCAGAAGGAGCGAGGCCUUGGAAAUGAGAAACACAGGAAAGAGGUGUCAGACCUCAUCAAGGAGUGCCGACAGUCGCUGGCUGAGUGUCUGUUUGCAUGGACGUGUCAGUCGCCCCUUAGCAAAGAUGAUACGCUCGCCUUGAUUGGUCAUCUGGAGACAGUGACAGCAGAAGCUGAUGGCUCAUUAGAUAGUGUGAAUCUUGCACUGGUCAUGGCUUUGCUCUAUUGCCUGGAUGUUAGUUUUCUGGAGCAAGGGACUGAAGACAGAGACGACCUGCUCCAGGCUCAACCCUUGCUGACAGAGAAGCAGUAUGUGUCAGCAGUGCACAGUCGUCUGGUGGAGGGUAAGGCAUGGAAGCUGCCCGGCCUGCAAGCGGUGGUGCGACUGACCUGGGCACUCUCGCUCAGGGCCCUCUCUCAGCUCCCCCAGGGUGCAGCUCUGGUAGAGUACACAGAGGCAGAUGAAGUUCUGGCUGACCAGGCUCUGCUGGGAGGGGUCUUCCUCUUCCUCACAGAGGGUAUUCUGGGAAGUGAGGGAUUCCACCAGGAGGAGUUCUAUACUCGGCGGCUUCAUGCCCUCAUCACUGAUUUCCUGGCUCUCAUGCCUAUGAAGGUAAAGCAGUUACGUAAUCGUGCUGAUGAAGACGCUCGACUGAUCCACAUGGCGCUACAGAUGGGCAGUGAGCCUCCAUCCUCUCUCCGGAAAGACCUGGAACACCUCAUGAUACUGAUUGGUGAGUUCUACAGUAAGGACCCAUUUGGGCUAGAGCUAGCCCUGGAAUUUUGGUGCCCAACAGAGUCCCUCCAGCACACCUCCCUUACUGGAUCCUUUCUUGGAGUUGCCCUGCAAAGACCUCCUCACAAACAGGUGGUUCUCUCAAAGUUUGUGCGUCAGAUGGGGGACCUGCUGCCUGCCACUUUGUACAUCCCCUAUUUGCGUAUGCUGAAGGGGCUUGCCAAUGGGCCUCAGUCCUCUCACUAUUGCUUCAGCCUGCUCAAGACCAAUGGAGCACCACAUGGAGAGAACUUGCAGGGCGGUGUAUCGGGAAGCCCAGUGUCAUGGGAGCACCUGUUCCAUUCUCUCAUGCUGUACCAUGAAAACCUGAGGCGUGACGUCCCCAGUGCGGACUCCACUCAGUACCGACACCCGCCCAUCAGAGGCAUCACACAGAGAGAAUUAGACGGCCUGACUGCUUUCCUUCAGCUGCUCACUACCAUCGUCACUUGGAGUGAGAAUGCUCGACUGGCUCUUUGUGAGCACCCUCAGUGGACUCCUGUGGUAGUGAUGCUGGGUUUGCUACAGUGCAGCGUACAGCCAAUACUGAAAGCCCAGCUCCUGCAUGCCCUCGCUGCCUUCGGCAAGUCCCCUGAAAUUGCUGCUUCUCUCUGGCAGUCUCUGGAGUACACACAGGUCCUGCAGACAGUAAAAGCCCCUGGACAGAGACAAGCAGCAGGCAUAGAGGUGGAGUUAAAUGAGAUUGAGUCCAGCUGUGAGGAAUACCCUUUGACCCGGGCGUUCUGUCAGCUGAUCAGCACUCUGGUGGAGAGUUCCCUUCCUGUUAAUCUAGGAGCAGGACUGCGUGCACCGGGAUUCCAGCCCUAUUUGGCCUUCCUGCGGGAUGCUGUCUUUCUUCCCUUUCCAACACGAGCCUACCGUCGCCCAGCUGAGAAGUGGGAGGUGGCAGAAGCGGUGUUGGAAGUGUUCCACAAACUGUUACGGGACUAUGAGCCUCAGCCUGCAGAUUUUCUGCAGGAGACAGUGGAGCUGCAGGGUGAGCAGGUUCCAGCUCAUAAGCCCCCAGGCCACAGCCUGAUGUUCCACCUGCUUAAUGACUCCCCCACCUUGUCCUUGUGCCUCAGCCUGCUGGAGGAAGGCGUCUGCCAACUUGAUACUUAUGCUCCUUUCCCUGGUAAGAAGCAGUUGGAGUCAGCAGUGCUGCACUGUCUGAGUCUGCUGGAUCUGGCCGUGCAGAAAGAGGUGGUGUUCAUGGACCUCUUGAGAGAGAGUCAGGCCUCAUUGCUGGUCUCUCCACUAGAACAGCUACUGCAGGGUGUCAGUGCCCAGAGCAGACGUGCUGACCACAUCAUUAACAUCGCCAGGUACCUGUACCACAGCAGUUCCAACCCUGAGGCUGCGUACCUAAGCGCUAAGAUCCUGCGGCACAUUGCACGUUAUCCCAACAUCCAGACCAGAUUGGUUGGAGACUUCACCCAUGACCAGGCAGUGAGUGACAAGUUGAUGGCUGGAUUUGUGGAGUGCCUGGAUAAUGAUGAGGCUCAAGAAGGUGUAGAAAAAGCAGACGACUCCGACCCAGAUAAGCGUGUGGCCAGAAUUCGGCAUGAGACGCAGAUCCACAUUCUUAACCUUUUGAUAACCUCUCUGGAGCUAAAAGGUCCUAACUUGGCCCUCUACCUGCUUGGCUAUGAGGUCAAGAAACCGGUCUCCUCCACCAACCUACAGGACCCAGGAGUUCUUGGUUGUCCCCGGAGUUGCCUUCAUGCAAUUCUAAGCCUGCUCCAACGUGGAAGUGAAAGACGUUCUGGACCAAUACUGACGCAACAGGCUCCACACUUAGCUGAGCUCUGCUAUCAGGUGAUCUACCAACUGUGUGCAUGCUCGGACACUUCAGGCCCCACCAUGCGCUAUCUGAGGACCAGUCAGGACUUCUUGUUCUCUCAUCUGAAGCACUUACCCUUCAUCCUGCCAGGGAAUGAGAUUGCGGCUUUGAACCAGAUGUCCUGGCUAAUGAAGACCGCAGCCAUCGAGCUCAGAGUGACCUCACUGAACCGGCAGCGCUCACACACUCAGAGACUGCUCAACCUUCUGCUGGAUGACCAGCCACACAUGCAGCAUGCAGAUGGGGAGAUGGGCAUGGAUGAUGAGAGUAAAUCAGUCAGCAGCUUCCUGCAUUUUGACACAGUUUCUAAAGUGCGCAGGAAACUCCUGAGUGUUCUGGAUGCUAUAGACUUCAGUCAAGAGGUGCCUGAGCAACUGCAGCUGGACUUCUUUGAGCGCACUCAGAUUGAGCAGGUCAUCUCUAACUGUGAACAUGUCAACGAGCAAGGACACACGGUCUGCAAUGUCAAGUUGCUACACAGAGUGUUGGUUGCAGAGGUCAACGCACUGCAGGGCAUGGCUGCCAUUGGGCAACGGCCACUGCUGAUGGAGGAGGUGAACUCUAUCCUGCAGCAGGUGGUGGAGAGGAACCGGGUGCGGUGCAGUCUGAGUGCUAAGCGGCAUGCUCUGCAGAGUUGGAGGAGUCUGGUGGAGACUAUCCUCACUGCCUGCCCUGCUGAGCUCAUCCCUGCUGAUCAGAGGCAGCUCAUCAUCAGAGACCUGCUGCUCGACCUCCAUGACAAGGUUUUGUCAGAGGAUGCUGCAGUUGAGUUGAUGCCAGUAGUUGCUGGGGCAGUGUUCACUUUGACCGCACACCUCAGCCAGUCAGUGCUGUCUGAGCAACAGCAAGGCUCUGGACUUGAGGGUGGUUCUUCAUCAGGUUUUGCCUCCAUUGCUAACUCUGCCCUUCACCUCAUUCUGCGGAAGCUGCUGGACUUUAUCUUGUGCACAGGUGGAGGUUUCCAGCGUCUGCGUGCUCACCUGUAUGGCUCUCUGCUCUAUUACUUACAAAUCGCCCAGAAACCUGAGGAGCCUGACACGCUGCAGACAGGAAUGUCCAUGUGGGAGCGACUUACUGCUCCUGAGGAUGGCUUCUCUAAGCUUCAGAGGGAGAACUUGGCCAUCAUAGAGAGCUACGGCACUGCCCUGAUGGAGGUGGUUUGCAGAGAUGCUUGUGAUGGACAUGAAAUAGGCAGGAUGUUGGCUCUGGCUGUGCUGGACAGGGUUUUGUCUAUAGACAGGCAGAGCCAGUGGCUGGUCUAUCUGUGUAACAGCGGCUACCUGCGAGUGCUGGUGGAGAGCCUGCGGCAGGAUGAUGUUGCACUGCAAACUCUGCUUAUGCCCCAGCCACCUCUGCUCAAACCCUUAUACAUCUACGAGUCCAAGAUGGCGUUGCUGACCCGCGUGGCUAAGACAGCACAGGGGGCUGUGGAGCUAUUGUGUUGUGGGCUUGUGGCUCAGCUGGCCGAGUGCAGAGUGUUUCACAUGCUGCCUGAGAACGACUCAUUCAGAGUGUUUGGUCAGAGGGACCCAUCAGGAUUCAUCCCCAGCCCUCUGGAGCGAUACAGACAGAUUCUGCUGCCAACACUCAGACUCCUGCAGGUCAUUCUGACCUCCACCACCACGCACCACCAACAGGGGGCAGCACAGGUGCUCCAGUGGCUGAUCGUGCACUCAGACACUAUUCAGUCUAUCCUGCGCAGUCAGGAUGUGAGUAUGGGAUCAUUACAAGAACUCUCUCUCCUCACAGCCAUCAUCAGCAAAACGGCACUACCUGGAGCUUUGGAUUUGGGGCAAGAAAUCAACAGUGCAGCCAUGCUAGAGUUCCAAGGACACAUUGGCAGAUUUCAGCGUCAGAGCGUUUCUCUGCUUGUACGUCUGGCUGGCACUGAACGUGCUCGCUACCUGAAGCAAAUAGAGGAGAGUGUUGCCCCCGGCGAUGCUGCAGAGAAGAGGGAGGAGAUGGAGGUUGCCAUGCAACAGAUCUGUGCUAAUAUUAUGGAGUACUGCCAGACGCUGCUCCUGCAAAGCUCAGCUGAAGCCCAGUUCACUGUCUGCCUCUUCAGCCCCUCAGCCAGUGAACCAACAGACAUGGCAGUGCCAUCAGUGUCUCGGGUGCCAAGCCUGGGUUUGGUUCUGCUCCUGCUGAAGAACAGUGCAACAGACUUCUUUCGAUACCAUGACAGCCACAGACAGAGUCUGGGCAAGCUUCAAAGGCUGGAACAGCUCGCCCCAGAGGAGCUUAAAGAGCUGUGCCAGGGCCUGGUGUCCGGGUCAGGUGGAGUGGAGAAGAUCCCGUCUGUGCAGAGGAGUGUGCUGGCCAAACGCCGUCUUGUUCAGCUUGUGAACAACCGUGCCAAGCUGCUGGCUCUCUGCUCCUACAUCAUUGAGACUAGCCUGUUUGUGAUCUGGCGCCACCUAGAGUACUACCUCCUCUACUGCACUCCCAGUGACCCCAAAGACUCCUUGCUUCCAGGAUACAGAGAUGCCAGUGGGGGUGGAGGCCUUGGCUUGUCCAGAGUCAGCCAACAGGAUCUGGAACAGUUGCAGAACGACGUGGCGAAUAGCUUCACUGAGCCCUUACAGAGGAAGCUGUUGGAGGUGGAGGGCCUCUACAGCAAAACUCACUCUCGCCACACCUUCAUCCAGGCUCUGACACGGAGGAUCCGCGGCCUCGUGCGCCUUGCCAAAAGUUAGAUACACACUUCUGUGCAUUCUACAAAACGUUUUCCUGGAGUUUUCCACACCAAGAGCUUAACAUACCACUUAUAGUCAGCAGUCCUUUACAGAGAAAGCAAAGCUGUUAUCCAAACCUGACUUGUAUACCAUGUUCCUAAAUUGCUUUAUUUACAAAACACUGUCAUGAAAUUUUCCACGUUAAAAGAUUUUCUGAUGUUUUUGGGUAUUUAGUAUUUUCUAAUGACGUGAAUAAAACGAGUUUAAAUUGCCA
Molecule: messenger RNA, 6190 nt
Organism: Colossoma macropomum (tambaqui)
Lineage: Eukaryota; Metazoa; Chordata; Actinopteri; Characiformes; Serrasalmidae
Gene: nup205
Product: nucleoporin 205
Biological process (GO): nuclear pore organization
Cellular component (GO): nuclear pore inner ring; nuclear pore
Molecular function (GO): structural constituent of nuclear pore
Source: RefSeq, a predicted model, not a curated record